UUUUUAGACACAAAUCUAAAUUUGUUGUCUGCUUCUCAGUAUGUGAUCGGCUAAGAUUUUCGUGGUACUGUAUUUUCUCGUUUGAUCCCUGGGUCUCAGUGGGUAUCCACGUGCGGGAGAGCAGUGAAUUAAUAUCUAAAGUAUUUAUUUGAGGUUAAGUAACCUUCCUGAAGUCGUAAUGGCAAGUAAUAUGGCUGUAACAAAAAAAUAAUGAAUGAUACGGCACUAAAGUAAGAUAAAAUAUAGGGUUCUUGAGCCUGUUUCUUGAAAGCCUUGAAAACAUUUUAGGCCCACAAAGACAUUUGAAGUUAAAUAUCUGUGUCUAACAACAGAGAGCUGUAUACUCCUGAAACCUCUUGUUUGAAGGGAACCUCUGUUCAUAUUUAGAAUUUGUGAAUAAAACAGCACUGUAAUCAUACGGUUUGAAUUUUUGCUAUGGCUUUCUGGAUACGAAAACUUUUGGGACCAUCGAGAAACAGGUCCCUGGAUACCAAUUUGGUGACUGAAAUUCAAAUGUUAGUAGCCAGAAUGGAAAAUCUAGGUGCAAUUUUACUCCCCGCCCCUUGAUGGGAUGCUAGUCCAUGGCAGGGUUACCCCCAGCAUUAAAUUUGCCAGUACCCAUUUAUAGAGAGCAGCAGUGUAAGUGUUAGUGUCUUGCCCAAGAACACAGCACAAUGACCCUGGCCAAGGCUCAAACUGAGUCAAGGAAAACCCUGACCCCUGACCCACCCUGGGAUAAGGUGGGGAUUUGGAAAAAGUUUUCCUCAAAUGUUGAAUAAUACCCCUACCCCUGGGGAUGUAGAAGGCUAGAAUCAAGUCUGAUCUUGGGAAAUAUGAAUAUAUUUUUUCUGCUGCUGGUCGAGAAUACUUGUAGUCAACAUGUGCUGGUACGUUUAGCACUGUUAAAAAACAGCGUAAAAUUUACUUAAAAUAACAUCUUAGUUAACAUAUUGCUACAUUGUAUUGAAUUACAGGAUGACGAAGGUGAAGAUAUUCAUCUGAGUUCAGAACUUUGUAAUGUAAAAAGAAAACAGAGGAAGGGAAAUGGAGUUAAGAGAGUUUGCAAAGAAACGUCGUCAAGAUCAGAUUCCGAAGAAGGGUCAUCAGAUGAAGAGAUCGCUGUCAUUGGCAAUGACAUCCAAAAUGAUGAAGACCUCAGUAAAGAGUCAGAUGAGAAAGCUAAUGCACGCAACACCAUAAGAAGAGCAAUGCUUUACCCCAGAGCAGCAAAGACAAAUGCGUGGAGGAAACAAACUGUAAAACAACAGCAAAAGUGUGAGACUAGAACUUUAGAUAACAAAAAUAAGAAAAAGAGUAAGGGAAGAAAAGGGAAAUCGAGAGUAAAUACAUCAAAAGUAAUUGAAGAAAGCAGUGGUAAAGAGGCUGAUGAAGACUUGGCCAUUGAUGUUGAGGCAUUUGUGCACCAUGGACCUGUUAUGGAGGAUAUAGAUCAAGCUGCUGCUUCAUUUUCAUGUCCAUUCUGCUCUGCAUUAUGUAAAAAUAACCAAGAUGUCAUACAGCACAUUAAAGACUGCCAUGACUCAGAAUGUGCUGUUGUGGAUCACAGUGAACAAGAUGAAGAGAUGUCCUCAGAUUCACCCACAGAUGCUACUGACAGUGAUGAAGACUUUACACCUAACAAGACAACAACACCUAAACAGAAGGUCAGACGUGCUACAAAAUCACAAACCUCUCAAAGUGAAAAUACAGCUGCAGAAGUAUCUGAGGGUGAACUUUGCAUAGAUGUGGAAAAUGUAAUGGGCAUAGAGUCUGGUGUGAAUGACAUUGAUAAACCAUCUGCACAGUCUACAUCCCUGGUGUCAUCAUUCUCAUGUGUAACUUGCAAUGUCGAUUUCAAGACAAAGAACGACCUUAUAACUCACAUUGCUGAGUGUAACAAACAUGACAGCAGUAAAGAGUCAUGCAGUAAGUUCAGAUGUGUUUGUCAGGCUUGUGGGAUGAGAUUUUACCAGUGGACUGAGCUUCGGAAACACUUUGACGAGAAACCAGACUGUCGCAAGAUGUAUCAGUGUGAUCAGUGUGACCAGAUUUGUCUGACAACAAGUUUCCUAAGGAAACACAAGAGACUUCAUUCAGAUGAAAGACCACACAAAUGUUCUGUAUGUGAUGCUGCAUUUAAAGACAAGGCCUAUCUCAAGAGGCAUGGUGUUAAACACACCGGGGUCAAGGAGUUCAAAUGUGAUCUCUGUGACAAACUAUUUUCCCAUCAACGCACCCUGAGGGAACACAGAAGACGGCACACCGGCGAGAGACCAUACAAGUGUAAAUACUGUGAAGCAACCUUUAUUAACAACAGCAGUCUGAAGACUCACACCGCUAAACACACGGGAAUCCUACCUUACAAGUGUCAAGCUUGUGGCAAAUUGUUUGCCAAGUCCUACGGCCUGAAGAUGCAUUCACUUUCUCACUCCAACGAAAAACCUUUUGUCUGUGAGGUCUGUGGUAAAGGUUUUAAGCGGCCAGAUCACUUUAAACAGCACAAAAUCAUUCAUUCUGAUGACAAACCUUUUAAAUGUGACACGUGCCAUAGGACAUUCAACCAAAGAGUGUGCCUCAGGAAACACCUUCCUUGCAAAGAGCACGAAAAGCAAGAGAAAAAACUGCAGAAUUCUCUUGCCAAACAGAAUCGAACUCAAAACAAACCCAAGCGAUCAAAAAAGUCUUCUACAGAUGCUCCGCGAAAAUCAGAGAAGUCCGAAGAUAUUUCACAAGCCGACUGUGCCAGUCCAGCAGUGGAUGAUACCGCCACAGAUUGCUGCGAAGUUUCAAACGAUUUUAGCUUACCUUCACCUGUUGAUACAAGCGAAAACUCCUUAUUAGCGGGCUGUUAUUCCCCUCCUUCAUUUGUGCGGCCCAUAUCAAAGUUAGACGACAAUGAGUAUUACUCUGAACACGAAGAUACCCAACAGGAUUAUCAUGAGCACGACAGAGAUUUCUCAUCGCAGCACUUGACGGACCGAACAGAAACAAGCUUGCUUCCUGCAUCAUUCGUCCCUGCCAUGUUCGGGGUCGAGGAACCUCUUUCACUCGACACCCUUCCCCCGCUUCCUUCGCAUCAUACGCAUACAUUAUCUGGAAGACCGCUGAGUCAUGACAAUGCUACUGAUCUAGGCUCGGUUUUCCUAAGCAGCCCUAUAGACUCGGAGAACCUAAGUUCCAUCGUCGAAGAGACAAACUCAUUUUUUGGUCAUGACUGAACUCAUUCAUUUUCACUUUAAUUAUUUCGCUUUGAAAACUUAUUUAAUUUAAAUGAUUUAAAUGCAUGGUUACCCCAUGGCACCUGAUGUAUUUACUUAUUUAUUUAUUUAUUUAAAAGUGGGAGGUGAUCGUAUUUAACAUUUGUAAAAUUCCGGUCGUUACUGUUGUGCUCCUCAGACUUUUUUAAAAUAAAUCAAAAAUCGUAUUUAACAUUUAUAACAUUUCAGUCGUUACUGUUAAGCUCCUAAUACUUUGUUAAAAUAAAUCAAAAAAUAAUCUCCAUCACGAGGCCUAAUAUCAUGGUUCUUAGACCAGAUUUAUUAAAAAUAUAAUAAACAGCAGUGAUUAAUAGUUGUUCAAAAAUUGUAACGGUCAGUUUUGGAAAAUGAAUGUUGCCUAGCAUACGAAACUAGAAGUUAAGCAAAAUGCGUUAGCAUACAAUGCUUAUCAUCGCUAUUUUUAAUCUUUGCACUUGCUUUGGAAUUGCAAAGGUGGUGUUGCUAACAGAAGGACGAGCUAACACGCAUGAAUGGAAGUUAUUGAUUUAUGUUUUUCAUCUCCAUGGCUUCAGGUAAAAAUAUUUUUCACAUCUUCAUAUCUUGACUUUUGAAUAAACCCUUUUCUUCCCCACUUGAGGCUCCUAAGAGAAACACAUUGGCACGAAUUCCAUCGUUCAUCGCAAGCUUUUAGGCUCCGCAAAGGGAAGGCGAAAAACAAAGUAAGGUUCUUACAUUUUUUUAAUUAGGAUAUGCUAAAAAUGGCCCCAUUUACAUUCGCCAGUAGUCACAGCCAUAGUUGUCCCGCUAGCUAGCGACCAAAGUACACAAUUUCCGAUUUAGAUGGACGCAUUGGCUGCGCGAUCAUGGGACCGAGGGUAAAAAUAACUUUUAUAGCGUGACUUGAAGCUUAAGGUGAUUCCCUAGUAAAAGAACCCGCCAU
Orbicella faveolata is the source of this 4158-nucleotide messenger RNA. RefSeq lists its product as uncharacterized. Gene Ontology annotation, molecular function: RNA polymerase II cis-regulatory region sequence-specific DNA binding; DNA-binding transcription factor activity. NCBI's taxonomy places the organism in Eukaryota, Metazoa, Cnidaria, Anthozoa, Scleractinia, Merulinidae. The record is from RefSeq and is a predicted model, not a curated record. Gene Ontology annotation, biological process: regulation of transcription by RNA polymerase II.